CACGGUCACCCAGUGGGUGUCCAAGUGGCUCCUUUGAAUCUCUGGGGACCAGGGUUCAAAGAGUCCCAUACAUAGAUGGAUAUAUAUUCCAGAGUGUGGAGCCAUGGCCAUUCAAGUGGCGUCCAGACAGGCGCCGAAAAAGAAAGCUGAGAAGAAAGCUGGAGGGGGCAAGAAGGGCAAAGGGAAAAGCCCGGUGGUGGAUGCCCUUCCGCCCGAGGGCAUGACCAAGGAGCAGCUGGACGAACACAUUGGGCGGAUCCGGGAGGAGUUGGACCGUGAGAGAGAGGAGCGCAACUACUUCCAGCUGGAGCGGGACAAGAUCCACACCUUUUGGGAGAUCACGCGGCGGCAGUUGGACGAGAAGAAGGCAGAACUGCGCAACAAGGACCGCGAAAUGGAGGAGGCAGAAGAGCGUCACCAAGUGGAGAUCAAGGUUUACAAACAGAAAGUGAAGCACCUGCUCUAUGAGCACCAGAAUAACCUCACAGAGCUGAAGGCGGAGGGGACGGUGUCCAUGAAGCUGGCUCAGAAGGACCACCGGUCC
This is a messenger RNA of Sceloporus undulatus (fence lizard), 544 nucleotides long. RefSeq names its product dynein regulatory complex subunit 4-like. Gene Ontology annotation, biological process: flagellated sperm motility. Gene Ontology annotation, cellular component: microtubule; Golgi apparatus. The annotation marks the transcript as partial. NCBI's taxonomy places the organism in Eukaryota, Metazoa, Chordata, Lepidosauria, Squamata, Phrynosomatidae. Gene Ontology annotation, molecular function: microtubule binding; small GTPase binding. The transcript has 4 exons. The record is from RefSeq and is a predicted model, not a curated record.